This is a messenger RNA of Syzygium oleosum, 3658 nucleotides long. RefSeq names its product protein SUPPRESSOR OF MAX2 1. The transcript is spliced from 3 exons. Lineage: Eukaryota; Viridiplantae; Streptophyta; Magnoliopsida; Myrtales; Myrtaceae. The record is from RefSeq and is a predicted model, not a curated record. The coding region runs from base 30 to 3197 and encodes 1055 amino acids.
CUUUUCGCGAUAAAAUUUCUUGAUUGCAAAUGAGAGCCGGUCUAAGCACGAUCCAGCAAACGCUAACGCCAGAGGCGGCGAACGUGCUGAGCCACUCCAUAGCCGAGGCGGGUCGCCGGAACCACAGCCAGACGACGCCGCUCCAUGUCGCUUCCACCCUCCUGGGCUCGCCCUCCGGGUUCCUCCGGCAGGCCUGCAUCAAGUCGCACCCGAAUUCGUCCCACCCGCUCCAGUGCCGCGCCCUCGAGCUCUGCUUCAGCGUCGCCCUCGAGCGGCUCCCGACCGCGCAAGGCGGCAGCCCGGGCCUCGAGCCGCCCAUCUCGAACGCCCUCAUGGCGGCCCUCAAGCGGGCGCAGGCCCACCAGCGCCGCGGCUGCCCCGAGCAGCAGCAGCAACCGCUGCUCGCCGUCAAGGUCGAGCUCGAGCAGCUUAUCAUAUCGAUUCUCGACGACCCGAGCGUGAGCCGGGUCAUGCGGGAAGCUAGCUUCUCCAGCCCUGCGGUCAAGGCCACAAUUGAGCAGUCCCUGAAUUCGGCCGCCCCGGCUGCCGCCAACACCAAUUCAGCCCCAAUUGGAUUGGGUUUCCGGUCGCCUGCCGUACCCCCCGCCGCCGCCGCCGCUCCACCGAGGAAUUUGUACUUGAAUCCGCGACUCCAGCAGCAGCAGCAGCAGCAGCAGCUUGGGAAUUCGAUCCAACAGAGAGGGGAGGAGGUCAAAAGGGUGGUUGAUAUCUUGUUGAGGCCCAAGAAGAGGAACCCAGUACUGGUCGGUGAGUCGGAGCCGGAGGCCGUGGUCAAAGAAUUGCUGAAGAGGAUUGAGAACAAAGGAUUGGGCGAUGGGCUGCUCAAGAAUAUUCAGGUUGUCCCGUUGGAUAAGGAAAUCGGGUCGGACGAGGCAAAGAUACCCGCGAAAUUUCGAGAAUUGGGUGAUGUCCUGGAGACCAAGAUGGGGAACUCGGGAGGAGGUGGUGGUGUGGUUCUUGAUUUAGGGGAUUUGAAGUGGCUGGUGGAGCAGCCAGCGGCCGUUUACGGUUCGGGCACAGUUCAGCCGCAGCAGCAGCUUGUCUCCGAUAAGGGGCGGAUCAUGGUGGCGGAGAUGGCGAAGUUGCUGUCAUGGUUUGAGAAGAAGAGUAGUUGUAGGUUGUGGUUGAUUGGGACUGCUACCUGUGAGACAUACUUGAGGUGUCAGGUUUACCAUCCUUCGAUGGAAACUGACUGGGAUUUGCAAGCACUGCCUAUUGCAGCCAGAGCACCUCAUCCUGGAUUAUUCCCAAGGUUUGGAGCGAAUGGAAUUCUAGGCAGUUCGGUUGAAUCUUUCUCGCCACUGAACAAUCUUCCCACUACCAUUUCUGCGCCUCCGAGACGUCUCUCUGAUAAUUUGGAUCCUGCUCGAAGAAUGGGCUGCUGCCCGGAGUGCACUCAGAAAUGUGAACAAGAAAUUGCAAGAGCCGCAGCCACAGAACUUGAGAAGCCCAGUCCUGAAGUUGAAUCAGAAUCAGGUCGAUCGCCACUUCCGCAGUGGUUGCAAAGUGCAAAAGUCCAUGAGAGUCGGAAUAAGUUUCAGACCAAAGACCAAGGAAUCCUACAAAAGCAGAGGAGCCAAGAGAUACAAAAGAAAUGGAAAGACAUGUGUCUGCGUUCUCAUCCUCAAUUCCAUCAACAAAUUGUCGGCUCCGACAAGAUUGGUUCUGUGCCUCGGUUGAUCCCAGGAUUGUGCAAUCCUAACCCACUCUUGCGCCAGCCGUUCCAACCCAAAUUACAACUUAACAGAAGCCUCGGGGAAGCCCUGCAGUUGAAUUCCAGCAUGCCUGCUAGCCAACCACCUGAGUCAGUGGCUAGCCCACCGAGAAGUCCCGUCAGGACAGACUUGGCUCUUGGGCCAGUCAAGGUUGCUGAAACCACCUUCGAGACAUCCAAUGGAGACCAACUGAGGGACUUUUUGGGCGUCAUGUCCGCCGAACCCCAGAAGAAGAUCGCUGAGGUGAACAUUGAGAAGCUUCUGAGCAAAUCAGAUACUGACUCAUACAAGAAGCUCCUUAAAGGUCUACUGGAGAAAGUUUGGUGGCAGCACGAUGCCUCAUCUGCCUUAGCCACUGCCAUGACCCAGUGCAAGCUCGGUAACAGCAAACGGCGUGGGCCUGGAUCUAAGGGUGACACGUGGUUACUAUUUAUUGGUCCCGAUCGGGUCGGCAAGAGGAAGAUGGCAUCGGCUCUUUCGAACCAAGUCUGUGGCGCUAGUCCGACGGUGGUUUCUUUUGGAUCGCGUCGCAGCGGCGGGGAUUCCCCUACGAGUUUCCGAGGUAAGACGGUGCUGGAUCGGAUAGCUGAGGCAGUUAGGAGGAACCCAUCCUUGGUAGUCUUGCUCGAGGACAUUGAUGAAGCAGAUGUUCUAGUUCGUGGGAGCAUCAAGCGAGCAAUGGAGACGGGCAGGAUUGCCGAUUCUCAUGGCCGUGAGAUCAGUCUCGGGAAUGUCACCAUCAUCCUCACUCUGCAUUGGUCGCCGGAUAAUCAGAAGUUGUCGUCGGAUGGUACCUCCCUGGGCGAAGAAAAGCUUUUUAGGUUGGCCAGAAGUGGUUGGCAGUUGAGGCUUUCCCUUUGCGAGAAGUCUGCCAAGCGCCGGGCUAGCUGGUUACGGGAGCAGGACAGGCUCACGAAGCCCAGGAAGGAGAGCAGUCUCGGAAUGGGGUUUGACCUGAAUGAAGCCGCAGAUGUGGAUGAUGAUCGGGCUGACGGGUCUCACAAUUCGAGCGAUCUCACGGUUGAUCAUGAUGCCGACCACGGCCUCGACGAUAGACGAUCAUCCACGGCUUCGCUAGUGUACAAGGAGCUGCUCAAUCAUGUCGACGACUCCAUCAUCUUCAGCCCUGUGGAUUUCGAUCCUGUCGUACAGGAAACCACAAACUCCAUCAAAAAGACGUUCUCGACCAUCGUCGGCGGCCGAGUCUCCAUCGAAGUGCAAGAGGAGGCCAUCCAGAAGAUUCUAGGGGGUGUUUGGUUGGGCCAGACCGGAUUGGAGGAGUGGACAGAAAAUGUGCUGAUCCCGUUCUUCCACCAGCUCCGGGCGCGGUUGCCUGCCACCGUCGGCAUGACGCCUGAUGAAUCCGUGCUCAUCAGGCUCGAGUCAGACGGCGAGUCCGAUAGCCCGAGAGAGGGGGAGUGGCUGCCUAGUAGCAUCAAGGUGGUGGUGGACGGGCUGUGAUCGAGUGGCACGGUCGGUAAUGUUCUCGUAUGUUUUGGAGGGAGGAUGUAAAUAGGGUCGAAACCGUCUUGCGCCGCGGUGGGCGAGUCAAGACGGUUGACAGUUAAAGAGGGAAAAACAGUUAGUAUGAGGUCGAGACAUUGAUUAAUUAGAUUAAGUCGAGCACCCUUUCUAAAGAAAAAUGCCCUUCAAUGUCUCACCUUUUUGUCUUAUUUUAUUAAAAUCGCACAAGAUACAAUACAAGCUUUACCAUAGAUACGUCAAUUUGAUUAAUUUUACGGACCAUAAUCAAUAAGAUGAGCAUUCUUUUCCUCUUUUUAGCCCCUUUUGUUUGUUCAUGUGGUAUGGGCAUGUAACACAACGCUCUCUCUUUUCUUCCCCUUGUAUAAUGUCAUGAUUACAUUGACAUCUAUGGUCUGAUCUGACUUACCAAGUUAUGGGCAUUAUGGUUUUGUAUGUUU